GGGGGAGAGUAGUCUGAAUUGGGUUAUGAGGUCCCCUGCGGGGUACCUCACCUCAGCCAUUGAACUCACUUCGCUGGCCGUGAGUCUGUUCCAAGCUCCGGCAAAGGAGGCAUCCGCCGGGCCCCUCCCCGAAGGGCGGGGUCCACGGCAUCUCCUGCCCAGUCUGACCUCGCGCGGAGCCCCGUUCUCUGGGAACUCACCUCCCCGAAGCUCAGGGAGAGCCCUGUUAGGGCCGCCUCUGGCCCUAGUCUCAGACCUUCCCAAGGGACAUGGGAGUGGAGUGACAGGACGCACUCAGCACGUGGCCCCACUGAUGAGCUUCCCUCCGCCCUAUGGGAAAAGGUGGUCCUGUCCAGAACUUAUAAGAUUCCCAUACCCUAAGACAUUUCACGUUUAUGGUGACUUCCCAGAAUGCAUAGCGACAUGCAAAUAUUGCAGGGCGUCACUCCCCUGUCCCUCACAGCCAUCUUCCUGCCAGGGCGCCCGCGCGCUGGUGUUCCCGCCUAGUGACACUGGGCCCACGAUUCCUUGGAGCGGGUUGAUGACGUCAGCGCUCGUAUUCCAUGGCGGCGCGGCGGCGACGGAGCGCCGGCGGCGGUAGGGCGAGAGCAUUAAAUGAAAGUAAAAGAGUUAAUAAUGGCAACACGGCUCCAGAAGACUCUUCCCCUGCCAAGAAAACUCGCAGAUGCCAGAGACAGGAGUCGAAAAAGAUGCCUGUGGCUGGAGGAAAAUCUAAUAAGGACAGGACAGAAGACAAGCAAGAUGAAUCUGUGAAGGCCUUGCUGUUAAAGGGCAAAGCUCCUGUGGACCCAGAGUGUACAGCCAAGGUGGGGAAGGCUCAUGUGUAUUGUGAAGGAAAUGAUGUCUAUGAUGUCAUGCUAAAUCAGACCAAUCUCCAGUUCAACAACAACAAGUACUAUCUGAUUCAGCUAUUAGAAGAUGAUGCCCAGAGGAACUUCAGUGUUUGGAUGAGAUGGGGCCGAGUUGGGAAAAUGGGACAGCACAGCCUGGUGGCUUGUUCAGGCAAUCUCAACAAGGCCAAGGAAAUCUUUCAGAAGAAAUUCCUUGACAAAACGAAAAACAAUUGGGAAGAUCGAGAAAAGUUUGAGAAGGUGCCUGGAAAAUAUGACAUGCUACAGAUGGACUAUGCCACCAAUACUCAGGAUGAAGAGGAAACAAAGAAAGAGGAAUCUCUUAAAUCUCCCUUGAAGCCAGAGUCACAGCUAGAUCUUCGGGUACAGGAGUUAAUAAAGUUGAUCUGUAAUGUUCAGGCCAUGGAAGAAAUGAUGAUGGAAAUGAAGUAUAAUACCAAGAAAGCCCCACUUGGGAAGCUGACAGUGGCACAAAUCAAGGCAGGUUACCAGUCUCUUAAGAAGAUUGAAGAUUGUAUUCGGGCUGGCCAGCAUGGACGAGCUCUCACGGAAGCAUGCAAUGAAUUCUACACCAGGAUUCCGCAUGACUUUGGGCUCCGUACGCCUCCACUAAUCCGGACACAGAAGGAGCUGUCAGAAAAAAUACAAUUACUAGAGGCUUUGGGAGACAUUGAAAUUGCUAUUAAGCUGGUGAAAACAGAGCUACAAAGCCCAGAACACCCAUUGGACCAACACUAUAGAAACCUACAUUGUGCCUUGCACCCUGUUGACCAUGAAAGUUAUGAGUUCAAAGUGAUUUCCCAGUACCUACAGUCUACCCAUGCUCCCACACACAGUGACUAUACCAUGACCUUGCUGGAUUUGUUUGAAGUGGAGAAGGAGGGUGAGAAAGAAGCCUUCAGAGAGGACCUUCAUAACAGGAUGCUUCUAUGGCAUGGUUCCAGGCUGAGUAACUGGGUGGGAAUCUUGAGCCAUGGGCUUCGAAUUGCCCCACCUGAAGCUCCCAUCACAGGUUACAUGUUUGGGAAAGGAAUCUACUUUGCUGACAUGUCUUCCAAGAGUGCCAAUUACUGCUUUGCCUCUCGCCUAAAGAAUACAGGACUGCUGCUGUUAUCAGAGGUAGCUCUAGGUCAGUGUAAUGAACUACUAGAGGCCAAUCCUAAGGCCGAAGGAUUGCUUCAAGGCAAACACAGCACCAAGGGGCUGGGCAAGAUGGCUCCCAGUUCUGCCCACUUCGUCACCCUGAAUGGGAGUACAGUGCCAUUAGGACCAGCAAGUGACACAGGAAUUCUGAAUCCAGAUGGUUAUACCCUCAACUACAAUGAAUAUAUUGUCUAUAACCCCAAUCAGGUCCGUAUGCGGUACCUUUUAAAGGUUCAGUUUAAUUUCCUUCAGCUGUGGUGAAUGUUGAUAUUAAAUAAACCAGAGAUCUGAUCUUCAAGCAAGAAAAUAAGCAGUGUUGUAUUUGUGGAUUUUGUGAUAUUUUAUGUAGUAAAAACUGUACAAGUCUA
Molecule: messenger RNA, 2383 nt
Organism: Pongo pygmaeus (Bornean orangutan)
Lineage: Eukaryota; Metazoa; Chordata; Mammalia; Primates; Hominidae
Gene: PARP2
Product: poly(ADP-ribose) polymerase 2
Exons: 16
Coding region: 564-2276 (570 amino acids)
Biological process (GO): protein poly-ADP-ribosylation; double-strand break repair
Cellular component (GO): nucleolus
Molecular function (GO): NAD+ poly-ADP-ribosyltransferase activity
Source: RefSeq, a predicted model, not a curated record